UAUCUAAACCAUAUCAACAAAAUGGCUUUUCAUUCUUUUACCAGUGGCUUGGGAUUUGCUGUGAAAUUUUGUAUAAAUAUUUGAUUUAUGAGUUCACAGCCAAUGCCAAAGCACUGGUUUGUUAUAAUGGUUUCCUAGUUUUAGCUCUGAAAUUAGCCAUUUAUGGCCAUAAUUUGCUGGAAAGCCUGAAGGUAUUGUUUAGAAUUCUAAUUUUCUGAAACACAGUGCUUGUGUGAGUUAUUUUUGUUGGUUUACUUUGUUCAUAAAAAAGUUUAAUGGCAUUCCACACAAUUCUGCUUUUAUCAGUGUCAAGAUGACGAUGGACUUGCAUGCCCUCCAGCGGCAGUAUGCCAGUUUGCGGAAGAAGCAGAAAAAGCACACACAAGUCAUUAUCAGAGAGUCUGUCAAAGAUGUUAAGGAAAGCUCUAUGCUCACCAAUCAGCUUGCCUCAUCUCCCUUGGCAACAAAGACUGAGGUUAAAACUAUCAUUGACCCAAUAACCAUAGCAACCAUUUCCAUGGAUACAGGAACUUCUUCAAAUGCCUUUCUCGACUCCAUCACACCACAGGUUGUAGGAGACACCAAAUGCAUAUUGGUCCAACAAGCCAAACACAAGGACCGUAAGAAGCACAAACAUCAUGAAACACAUGGCGGGAACACAACAGAACCGACUCACACAGAUUAUGAAGGUUUGUUGAGGAAUUUAAAACUGGAAAUGGCUUCAUCAAGGAAGGUAAGAGGAAGGUCGCUCUCUGUACCAGCUGCAAUAAAAGAAGAAAAUGAAUACAGUGAGGAUGCCAAGGUUUCUGAUGAGAGGAAAACCAGUGUGGAUAAUUCAAGUGGUGUAACAUAUGGAAAGACUUGCCAAUUAACACUCAAAUCUUUGUCCUUGUCUGAUAUAACUAGCAGUAAAGAUAAAGCCGCUGAAGAACAUACAAUAAAGUCAGAAAACAUAAGUGCAAAGACAGAGGAAAUAAAUGGAAAUCCUUCUAAUAUAAACACUGAAGAUGACAAUGUGUGUAAUGCAAAUGAUUCAAUUGAAAAACAUGUAAUGGCAGAACAGAAACCUGAUGGGAGGGUGAAUACAGAGCAGGAUGAAACUAAGAACACGACCAGCUCAGUUUUCAGUGGUAUUGAAGCUAUAAAUGAUGGUUCUAUGUGCAAACAGAAACCAAGCGGCAGACUUUUAUACAAUGGUAAAUUUCCAUUGCCGAAAAGACUGCAGAGAUCUAUGUCCGCCAAUUUGGAAUCAACACUUAGAAAAACUGGCCUGAAAGUAAAUCCAGAAAUUAAAGCAAAUAUUUACCAUCACUUUUACACAAAGAAACGCCAUCUCAGUGCGGACCUAGGACUAAGUGCAUAUAUAGAUGACAAUACACAUAAAAUAAUGAACCCUUUUCCGGUCCAGCAUUGGAACGAAAACAGGUUCAAGGCUGGUAUGAAACUUGGACUGUACAAGCAGAGAAAGUCGUCAGAUUCCAAGCUGUAAUAAAUGUUUUUAUAAUGACAGUGGUUAUUGGUAAAUGGAAACAUUUCUGCGGUGUUUUGGGAAUAGGAAUGAGAUUUUUUUUUUUGGUCAGGGAUUUUCACAGCAAAGUGCUAAUGUAAAAUAUUAAUAGAUUUUCAGCCAAAAAACAUAAUAUAAUAAUGCAUGAAUUAAAAAAAAAAUAAUUCUGAAAUCAAAGCAAGGUUAUCAAAUUUACAGGACAAUUAUUCUUAUAAAAAUGUAUGAAAUUUUUUUCAUCUGUACUUGCAUGUGCAGAUGAAAGUACAUUUGCACUUUAAACAAUGUUUUGUUUUAUUUAAAUUAAGUAUUCCCUCUCCCUUUGGAGGUGUGACAUGUAUCUUAAACAGAAUGGACAUAUUUGAAAUUAAAAUGUAUGAAAAGA
Mya arenaria is the source of this 1889-nucleotide messenger RNA. RefSeq lists its product as uncharacterized. The coding region runs from base 314 to 1489 and encodes 391 amino acids. NCBI's taxonomy places the organism in Eukaryota, Metazoa, Mollusca, Bivalvia, Myida, Myidae. The transcript has 4 exons. The record is from RefSeq and is a predicted model, not a curated record.